Theobroma cacao (cacao) is the source of this 4008-nucleotide messenger RNA. RefSeq names its product Pentatricopeptide repeat (PPR) superfamily protein. Lineage: Eukaryota; Viridiplantae; Streptophyta; Magnoliopsida; Malvales; Malvaceae. Gene Ontology annotation, biological process: RNA modification. Gene Ontology annotation, molecular function: protein binding; RNA binding. The record is from RefSeq and is a predicted model, not a curated record.
AUUCAACAUCUUUAUAUUUGGCGCGGAAACCAUGCUUGACUGCUUCUUUUCAAACAACCUAAAUUCAAUAAUCAGUUCUCAAGCCCACAAGCAACGGCAUACACGCAAAAACCUAUUCCCCCCAACUCACUAACUCGUCCGAGUCAUGCCAGCAUCGCCCAGAGUCAAUGCGACUUAGAUACCUCUCCAGAACUCUACCCACCUCCGAGUCAAACUCGUUUCUUCACCACUCUUUCUUCUCAACGAUUCUUCGCCAGUCAACUCACCCGAGCCCAACCCCACUACUCAGUCCAUCCCCACAUCCUCAAAUAUACACCCAGCUAUUACGUUUAUGCUUACAACAAUGCAGAGAAGUCAAAACUCAUUACACGUUCGACGAAAUGUCUCCGAAAAGAGAGCAGGCUUUAAAAGCCGGCGAAAUGAUACAUGCGAGGGGUUUGAAACUUGGAUUCUGGUCAAAAGGGUUGUUGGGAAAUGCAAUUCUUGAUCUUUAUGCCAAAUGUGGGGAUGUGGACUCUGCUGAGAAGGCGUUUCACGGCCUUGAAAAGAGAGAUGUAUUGGCUUGGAACUCAGUCAUUUUGAUGUAUUCAAAUCGAGGUUUGGUAGAAGAAGUUGUUAAGGGAACCGUGUCAUUGCUGAAUUGUGGGGUAUUGCCUAAUGAGUUUACACUUGCCACUCUUUUAUCUGCCUGUGCUAGGUUGAGAGAUGUUGAAGUUGGUAGAAUAGUCCAUUGUUAUAUUGUUAAAAUGGGGCUUGAAGUGAGUUCUUUUUGUGAGGGUGCUCUUAUUGAUAUGUAUUCUAAGUGUUAUUAUGUGACUGAUGCUCGGCGGGUGUUUGAUGGAUCGGUGGAUCUUGAUACAGUUUCUUGGACAUCGAUGAUUGCAGGUUAUGUUCAGUUUGGUUUGCCGGAGGAGGCGCUGAAAGUGUUUGAAAGCAUGCAGAAAGUUGGUCAUGUUCCUGAUCAGGUGGCCUUUGUUACUAUCAUAAAUGCGUUUGUUGGCUUAGGUAGACUUGAUGAUGCAUGUGCCUUGUUUUCCCAGAUGCCUAAUCCGAAUGUUGUAGCAUGGAAUGUGAUGAUUUCUGGCCAUACCAAGAGAGGUUAUGAGGUGGAGGCUAUUGCAUUUUUUCAAAAUAUGAGGGCAUCUGGGGUUAAGUCCACACGAUCCACAUUAGGAAGUGUGUUGAGUGCAAUUGCUAGUCUAGCAGCUCUACACUUUGGCUUAUUAGUUCAUGCUGAGGCAAUUAAACAAGGGUUAAAUUCUAAUGUUUAUGUGGGAAGCUCUUUAAUUAGUAUGUAUGCUAAGUGUGAGCAAAUUGAUGCUGCGAAGAAAGUAUUCGAUGGGUUAGAUGAGAAAAAUGUUGUCUUGUGGAAUGCGAUGCUUGGAGGCUAUGCACAAAAUGGGUAUGCUGACGAAGUCAUUGAAUUGUUCUCACAGAUGAAGGGGUCUGGUUUUCACCCUGAUGAAUUUACCUAUACUAGUAUCUUGAGUGCAUGUGCUUGCUUAGAAUGUCUAGAAACAGGUUGCCAAUUUCAUGCAUUUAUUAUCAAGAACAAAUUUGCAUCAAAUUUGUUUGUGGCAAAUGCAUUGGUUGAUAUGUAUGCAAAAUCUGGGGCUUUAAAGGAAGCAAGGCAGCAAUUUGAGAUCAUAAAAAAUCAAGAUAAUGUUUCAUGGAAUGCAAUUAUUGUUGGAUAUGUUCAGGAGGAGAAUGAGCUUGAGGCUUUUAACAUGUUUCAAAGAAUGAUUUCGUGUGGAAUUGUGCCUGAUGAAGUGUCCUUGGCCAGUACACUCAGUGCCUGUGCAAAUGUUCAAAGUCUUGAGCAAGGGAAGCAAUUCCAUUGUCUUGCAGUCAAAUCUUGUUUAGAAACGAGCCUCUAUGCAGGAAGUGCCCUUAUUGACAUGUAUGCCAAGUGUGGGGCAAUUGGGGAUGCACGCAAAGUCCUCUGUUGUAUGCCUGAAUGGAGUGUGGUCUCCAUGAAUGCUAUGAUUGCUGGAUAUGCACCAGAAGAUCUAGAUGAAGCAAUGAUCCUAUUUCGAGAGAUGCAGGUCAAUGGAUUGAAACCAUCUGAAGUAACAUUUGCUAGCCUUUUAGAGGCUUGUAAUGAACCUCAUAAGUUGAAUGUUGGAAGGCAAAUCCAUUGUCUUAUAGUGAAAAGGGGCCUUUUGUAUGACGAAGAAUUCUUGGGGGUGUCUCUCCUUGGCAUGUACAUGAACUCCCUUAGAAAUACAGAUGCAAGAAAUCUGUUUGCAGAGUUUCAAGACCGAAAAAGUGCAGUCUUAUGGACUGCAUUAGUUUCAGGUCAUACUCAGAAUGAUUGCAAUGAGGAGGCCUUACACUUCUUUCUAGAAAUGCGUACCUACAAUGUUUUACCUGACCAAGCUACAUUUGUUAGUGUCCUUAGAGCAUGUGCUGUUUUAUCUUCUUUGCGUGAAGGCAGACAGAUCCACACUCUCAUUUAUCACACUGGUUAUGGCUUAGAUGAGUUAACAACUAGUGCCCUUGUAGACAUGUAUGCUAAAUGCGGGGAAGUUGAUUGUUCUGCACAAGUUUUUGUGGAAAUGAACAGCAAGAAUGAUGUCAUUUGCUGGAACUCAAUGAUAGUUGGUUUUGCUAAAAAUGGUUGUGCAGAAGGUGCAUUGAGAAUAUUUGUUGAGAUGAAGCAAACACAUGUAAUGCCUGAUGAUGUAACAUUCCUUGGUGUUCUUACUGCCUGUAGUCAUGCAGGAAAGGUAUCUGAGGGUCGUCAGAUUUUUGACAUGAUGGUUAAUUAUGGGAUUCAGCCAAGAGUAGAUCAUUGUGCCUGCAUUGUUGAUCUUCUUGGACGAUGGGGGUUUCUUAAAGAAGCAGAGGAUUUCAUUGACAGUCUAAAAUUUGAACCUGAUGCCAUGAUUUGGGCUGCACUACUUGGUGCUUGUAGAAUACAUGGAGAUGAAAUUAGGGGACGCCGGGCUGCAGAGAAAUUGAUUGAAUUAGAACCUCAAAAUUCAUCACCUUAUGUGCUGCUUUCUAACAUAUAUGCUGCAUCAGGAAACUGGGAUGAGGUUAAUGCUUUGAGGAGGGCAAUGAGGGAAAAAGGAGUCCAGAAGUUCCCCGGAUGUAGCUGGAUUGUUGUGGGACAGAAGACAAAUUUGUUCAUUGCAGGAGAUAAGUCUCAUCCUAAAGCAGAUGAAAUUGAAACAACUUUGAAGGAUUUAGUAGCAUUGAUGAGAGAAGACAGGUAUGCUCCUGAAGUUGAUUCAUUUUUGCAUGAGGAAGAGUGAGAAAAUCCUCACUAUUCAGUACAUGUUCUUGCCAAAGGCUGGCUAUAACAUGCUUGAAAACCAUUUGGCUAAAAGUCUGUGGUCAAGGAGGUAUGAAAGGUAUUUUCAGAGGCCUAAAUUUGCACGGGUUCCUCCAACAGUCAUGUUGUUGCUGAUGUAUAGAAUCCUAUAUAUUGCCUCCAAUGUACUUACUCAAGUUACUGGGAGUGUUAGCUGGAUUACUACAUUCACUGCAUGUGGCGGGCCUAGAGAGCAAAAUUCACCUUUUGAGUUGACUGCUAAUGUAGUUGGCUUCUCAGCGUUAAUUCUCUCCAGAGAGCAGAUCUAGCUUCCUAUUUUUCAUGUCAAGAGAAGCACAAUUUAGAAAAAAAAUUGUUUUUGCUCUAUGAAACCGUACAACAUUUUACAUGUUCAGUUAGUAUAGUUCUUAAGAUAUCAAUGUGGAGACGGCAGACAGCAGAAACAGCUUCCAGGAAGAAGCUCUACAGAACCCUACCUGAGGUGUCAAGGCAUAUGAGGUGUUGUUGGUAAUUGCAUACAACACACUGAUUAACAUUUGUUUAGGUUAGAAAGACCCUUGCAAAGCUGUUGAUUGAACACAGCAUCAAUAAGGGUCGAAAUUGCGGUUGUGUGAAUAAACUAUAAGGAGGCCCUAAUGUAAGAAAAUGCACGUUGGAGGGGUGCGUUAUAAAGUGUUUUAAAUUUAACAUCAGCUGCUUCAAUGAAUAUAUCUGCUUUUUGCCUUAAA